UGCGCGCGGUAUAUACAGUGUCGGCGCGUCUCUGCUACUCGCUAGAUAGGUUCAGUCGCUUGCUAGCCGUCGUGGGGUGAACAACGCGUCGUGCGCCCCGUCACUCACGUGCCACACGCAGUAUGUGCCGCGACCAAACUGACUCUCAUUGAUCAACAUGGACUUUCAAAGUGCGAUGGAGACUUUUGCUGAAGCCUGGGUUGCCGCGAAUACCAAGACUGCUGAAAAUGGACCUCAGAACCAAGCCCUGGCCCUGAUCACCAACCGGGAGUCCAGAACGCCGCCUGAGUCGCCAGCCUCCAUCAGGUGUUCCCCAGCGCCGCCGCCUCCACCACCGCCCCCAACUGCCUCCACACCUCCGACGACGGCCCCCGGCCCUGGCUACCCUCCGCACCUCACCGACGACGCUAAGAAUGGAGGCAAGUCGCUGCCUGUCCAUUGCAUAGUGGAGUCCGUGGCGUCCCUGCAGCAGUGGAAGUCCAUCAGGAAUACUCGCAGGACAGUCCUGGAGACGGACAGUUACGUCAUCAUCCCGGUCAACACCACAUUCCAGGACCUGGUCCAGGUGGCGCUCCAGAGACUGGGGUAUCCCAAGGAGAACGCUUCUGCGGCCAAAGGAUCCGUAGUGAUAAAGAACUGGAAACCCCUCAGUUUCGACAAGAUCGCAGAGAGUCCUCUAGUCACAGUGGGAGAUAUACUGGGAGAACUGACCACAGUCGCCACUCUUCGGAUACAAAUCUUCAGGCCUCGGACCAGCGUGCUGACAGAUAUGAAGGAUAAGCUGCUGAGACUGCUGCUGGUACAAUCACACGCUCUGCUACUGUCCUCAGGAUGUCCCUUGGAUGAGAUGACGUUGUCCCAGCUGGUACGCAACCAGUGUGGACCCCUCAACAUGUUCGAGCCGCAGGAGGAGGUGCGUCGCAAGUUUGACCAGUGGUGGUCCAUGCAGCUCAACCAGCAGCUCAGCCCCAGACCUAGGUUCCAGUGGCACUCACCCCCUCCCACUGAUCCUGAGAGGAAGUACGAGAGGGGUGUGGAGGAAAGGGUGCAUCCAGCUCUACAGACUGUCCAAAACCAGUAUCCCACACAAAAAACUCGAAUGAGAACCAGUUUCGAUCCAGAACUUGAACUUCCAAAAUUGCAAAGAUGGUUCUUGGAAAACCAACAUCCUAGUCGCCAACAGAUCCAGCAGUAUGUUAAGGAACUGAACAACCUAGAGUCACGAAGAGGAAGAAAACCUCUGGAUGUGAACAACGUUGUGUAUUGGUUCAAAAACGCAAGAGCAGCCCAGAAGAGGGCGGAAGUGAGAAAUAUGACUCCAGGUAUGCACUGUCACCUGUCAUUAAACGGAUACAACAGCAGCAGUCAGAGUCCUAGCUCUCCUGUGUACAUGAUGAAGUCUCCCGUAAGUGUCCAUGAGGAUGAGGAUGACGAGGACCAGGAUAGAUCCUCACCCAUAGGACCUCUGUCACUGACCACCACCUCCCGGAACAGUCCCUCCCCCUCACCACGACUGCAGCGACCUGCAUCAACUGACCAGGUAGAAGGAGUUAAACAAGAACCCCCAGACCAGGAAUUACAGUCUUCCCGACAGUCUCCAAACAACCACCUAAACAACAAUAACAACAACAACAACAAGGACUUGAACAACGAAAUGUCAAAUGAAGACGAUGAUGAAAUGGAAGAUGUCGGAUCUGAAGGAGAGGAUGGAAGCAAGGCGGGAGAAAACCAAAGUCCCGAUGAAGAAAACAGGAUUCAAGCCUUCAGAAACCCAGGUUCUCCGGACCUAUCGCUGAUCCCGAGGACAUCCACUGCUGGCUUCCCCAUGAUGCCUCACUCCACUCCGCCUCCGUGGUUCAGCCACAGCAUCAUGUACAUGAGCCACUACAUGCCCAACCUCAACUCCGGUCACAACCCCGCACAAAGUUCUCCACAAGGAUUGAAUCUCUCCGCUUUGGCUGACGAGAGAAGGAAACGUAACAGGACCUUCAUUGAUCCUGUGAGUGAAGUCCCCAGGUUGGAGCAGUGGUUCGCGAUGAACACUCACCCGUCCCACAACCUCAUCCUCAAGUAUACCGAUGAUCUGAACAGAAUGCCGUACCGGCAAAAGUUUCCGAGGUUGGAACCAAAGAAUGUUCAAUUUUGGUUUAAAAACCGACGAGCAAAGUGUAAAAGACUGAAAAUGUCACUGUUUGACAGUCCCGAGAGUGGACUAGCUUCGCAGCAGUCUUACAACCAUCUACACUUGGCGGCCGCUCUGUCUGGGGAAAACUACCCUCCCAGAGACUGAGCUCUCAGCCAAGAGAAUGUGAUACCUUUGACUACGA
This is a messenger RNA of Macrosteles quadrilineatus (aster leafhopper), 2327 nucleotides long. RefSeq names its product homeobox protein dve-1-like. Bases 158 to 2290 code for a protein of 710 amino acids. The transcript is spliced from 10 exons. The record is from RefSeq and is a predicted model, not a curated record. Lineage: Eukaryota; Metazoa; Arthropoda; Insecta; Hemiptera; Cicadellidae. Gene Ontology annotation, biological process: regulation of transcription by RNA polymerase II; chromatin remodeling. Gene Ontology annotation, molecular function: RNA polymerase II cis-regulatory region sequence-specific DNA binding; DNA-binding transcription factor activity, RNA polymerase II-specific.